UGAUAGAAUCAGAAUACUUUCAAACACUUUGCUGUUCUCAGAAAUGAUGUAGUCAUGGUGCACCGUCUAAAACGCUCAUAUGUCGUCGCUUAUUAGUCAUGCGGAAAGCCAUGGUGAAUUGAAGCUUGGAUGUUUUGGCUUCCUGACUUCACAACCUCGUAGUGCUCAGAGACGACUUAACCUGCAUGCAACGACCUCCCCUCCUUGCCAUUGCAGCAUGGCGCACAAUCAACCAACCUACGACUUCCUCACCGGCGGCGAGAGCGUGUCCACUCGCCAGCCCCUACGCGAAACAUUCAGACAAUCGACAGCCCCCAAAGCCGACGUAAACAAUGAGAACCUCCGCACCCAACUCCACACCCUGCAAUACGAGCUCGACGCGCUGAAGCAGGAACGCGAACUCGUCGUCCUCCAACACGCAGGCGAGCUCCGCGACGUGCAAACGCGCGCAGAAAGGGAUUUCAAGCGCGCGCAAGCGGCCGAAGCGGCGCGCGAUGCUGCGGUCAAGAAGGCGGAUGGCUUGUCGAGGGAUUGGCAGGAGAGGGAAGAUCGGGCUUCGAAUGAGAAGGCGGCGUUGGAGAAGAGGGUGCGCGGACUGCAGGAUGAGCACCGGAAUGCGAGGGAGGAGUUGGAGGAGGCGCAGGUGGAGUUGUCGUCGCAGGAGCGCCGGAGUCGGCAUGCGUUUGAGGAGCUCGAGCAGAAGUAUGCUACUUUGCGGGCUUCGGUGGAGGGUAUUCAGCUUGAUCUUGAGGGGAAGGUGAAUGCUUUGCAGAGUGCGCAGCAGCGGCAUGCGCAGAAGGAGGCGGAGGCUAGUGAGCUUGAGAAUGAGGUCUUGCGGUUGAAGGCGCAGGCUGGCGAUGUGGAUACUCUGGUGGUUAUCAAGAAGGAGCUGUCGGAGCAAGUGGCGCAUAUCAAGAAGCUGGAAGUCACCAAUCGCGAGCAAUCGAGUGAGCUGAAGACGCUCAAGAAAGCGCAGAAGAGGGUUGAGGUGGUGGAGGAGGAGAAGCAUACGUUGGAGGCGAAACUACGGAUCAUGGAUGAUCUACGGAAAGAGCUCUCCGAAACACAGCUACAGAAGAGGAUUCUGGAAGACGAGAAGAGGAGCUGGACGAGCUAUCUAGAGAACCAGGCGGGUGGAAAGGAGGAUCUGAAGUACGACACGCCCGAAGACAUGGCGAAGGCUUUCUUGCGCGAGCGUCUGGAGAGGAUCAACCUGGUGGACAAGCUUGGUGCCAUCCAGCCGGAGCUUGCAGCCAAGGAAGACGAGCUGCAACGUCUGCAGGCCGAGUUGGCUCAACAGCGCACUGCUGCAGCGGCAGUCCCAGCCCAAAUCACAGCACCAACAGAUAGCAAAGCUCGUGCCCGUCUGGAACGACAGAAGAACCUGGCCAUCAAGGAGGUGGAGUACCUGCGGGCGCAGAUGAAGACAUUCGAAGCCGAGGAGGCCGAAUUCAACCCUGAGCUCGCGGACGAGGAGCGUAUGAAGCGAGUACACGAUCUCGAAGCGAUCGUCGAGCAAUACCGAGCGGAAGUGGAGCAGUUGCAGGGUGAACUAGCCCAAGUGGAAGUGCAGCCUGCUAGUGUACCCUCUGUCAAGAAGCGUGGGCGAGAAGAUGACGAAGAAGAGGAAGCGGGCGAGCGACUAGGUGAUAUGCGGCGGAAGAUGCGCAGCCUGCAGACCGAUCUCGACAGCAUGCAGACUCGCAACCAGCUGCUAGAGGCGGAGCUGAAGGCGAGCGUCUCCCAAAUCACCUCACUGACCGAGUCUUCACGCACUCGUGUCCUUGAGUUCCGGAACAACCCGACAGCAGAAGCGGAAGCAAUCAAGAUGGCCACCCUCAAAGCCUUACGCGAGGAAAACCAAGUCUUGACCGAGCAACUGGAAGGCCGGCAACCUCGAACGAAAGUCGUCCCCAUCAGCACACUCGAGAACGUGCGCCUUCAGCUGGAAGAAAGCAAGCAACAAUUCACGCAAAACGAAAAGAAAACACUGCGCCUCAAGCAGAUCUGGAACAGCAAAUCGCUCGAGUUCCGCGAAGCAGUCUGCUCCAUCCUCGGCUGGAAGCUGGACUUUAUGCCGAACGGCCGCGUUAAGGCGUCGUCUAUCCUCUACCCUUCAUCCAUCCAUGAUGGCGAGGAGCAGGAGAACAGCAUUGUGUUUGAUGGCGAGAAUGGAACGAUGAAGGUCAGUGGGGGCCCGCAGAGUGCUUUUGCGGGUGAGAUCAAGGAGUUGAUUGAGUUCUGGGUGGAGGGGAGGAAGGAGAUUCCGUGCUUCCUUGCGGCGUGUACGCUUGAGUUUUAUGAUAGGAGCACGAGGGCGGCGAGGAUGUAAGGUUGCGGGCUGUGUCCAUACAGUAGUGCGUCGGCCUAGAUGUCAUUGGAUGAGAGGCACUGUUGCCUUCAGAAGAGGGGAAGGCGGCGUCUCCGCUGCUCGCAUUCAGUACAGUGGCGAAUAGAAAAGACGUGAAUCACCC
Molecule: messenger RNA, 2474 nt
Organism: Neohortaea acidophila
Lineage: Eukaryota; Fungi; Ascomycota; Dothideomycetes; Mycosphaerellales; Teratosphaeriaceae
Product: spindle assembly checkpoint component Mad1
Exons: 1
Coding region: 80-2332 (750 amino acids)
Biological process (GO): mitotic spindle assembly checkpoint signaling; attachment of mitotic spindle microtubules to kinetochore
Cellular component (GO): mitotic spindle; kinetochore; nuclear envelope
Source: RefSeq, a predicted model, not a curated record